Messenger RNA from Arabidopsis thaliana (thale cress), 2952 nucleotides. RefSeq names its product Tetratricopeptide repeat (TPR)-like superfamily protein. Gene Ontology annotation, cellular component: mitochondrion. Gene Ontology annotation, biological process: RNA modification; RNA metabolic process. The transcript has a single exon. The record is from RefSeq and is marked reviewed. NCBI's taxonomy places the organism in Eukaryota, Viridiplantae, Streptophyta, Magnoliopsida, Brassicales, Brassicaceae. Gene Ontology annotation, molecular function: zinc ion binding; RNA binding. The coding region runs from base 13 to 1767 and encodes 584 amino acids.
AGGACGGAAGAGAUGCUUGCGAAACAAACGCCAUUAACAAAACAAAUGCUCUCCGAGCUCUUACGAGCAAGUUCUUCAAAGCCGAAGCAGCUUAAGAAGAUCCAUGCGAUUGUACUAAGGACAGGUUUCUCUGAAAAGAACAGUCUUUUAACUCAGCUGUUAGAGAAUCUUGUAGUUAUUGGUGACAUGUGUUACGCACGCCAGGUGUUCGACGAAAUGCACAAGCCGAGGAUCUUCCUUUGGAACACUCUUUUCAAAGGGUACGUUAGAAACCAGCUCCCUUUUGAAAGUCUCCUACUUUAUAAGAAAAUGCGUGAUCUUGGUGUCCGUCCUGAUGAAUUUACUUACCCGUUUGUGGUGAAAGCGAUCUCUCAGCUUGGGGAUUUUUCCUGUGGGUUUGCUCUUCAUGCCCAUGUGGUGAAAUAUGGUUUUGGGUGUCUUGGGAUUGUUGCAACUGAGUUGGUAAUGAUGUACAUGAAGUUUGGUGAAUUGAGUUCGGCUGAGUUUUUGUUUGAGUCAAUGCAAGUCAAAGAUUUAGUGGCUUGGAAUGCGUUUCUUGCGGUUUGUGUUCAAACGGGGAACUCCGCUAUAGCUCUUGAGUAUUUCAACAAAAUGUGCGCGGAUGCAGUUCAGUUUGAUUCGUUUACUGUCGUGAGUAUGCUUUCUGCUUGUGGUCAGCUAGGCUCUUUGGAGAUUGGAGAAGAAAUUUAUGAUCGUGCGAGGAAAGAAGAGAUUGAUUGUAACAUAAUAGUCGAAAAUGCAAGGCUUGAUAUGCACUUAAAGUGUGGUAACACUGAAGCUGCCAGGGUAUUAUUCGAGGAAAUGAAACAGAGGAAUGUGGUUUCAUGGAGCACAAUGAUUGUAGGAUAUGCAAUGAAUGGAGAUAGCAGAGAAGCUUUGACAUUGUUCACUACGAUGCAGAAUGAGGGACUUAGACCUAACUACGUGACAUUUCUCGGGGUAUUAUCUGCUUGUAGCCACGCUGGACUAGUGAAUGAAGGAAAAAGGUAUUUCAGUCUCAUGGUUCAGUCGAAUGAUAAGAAUCUGGAGCCUAGAAAAGAGCAUUAUGCAUGUAUGGUUGAUCUAUUGGGACGCUCUGGUCUUCUAGAGGAGGCUUAUGAAUUUAUCAAAAAGAUGCCAGUGGAACCAGAUACCGGUAUCUGGGGAGCUUUGUUGGGUGCUUGUGCAGUUCAUCGUGAUAUGAUAUUAGGGCAGAAAGUGGCAGACGUUCUUGUUGAAACAGCUCCUGAUAUUGGUUCAUACCACGUACUACUGUCUAAUAUCUACGCAGCUGCUGGUAAAUGGGAUUGUGUUGACAAAGUAAGGAGUAAAAUGAGGAAGCUGGGCACUAAAAAGGUUGCAGCCUAUAGUUCUGUUGAAUUCGAGGGCAAAAUCCAUUUUUUCAAUAGAGGAGACAAAUCACAUCCGCAAUCAAAGGCGAUAUAUGAGAAAUUGGAUGAAAUCUUGAAGAAGAUAAGGAAAAUGGGGUAUGUUCCAGAUACGUGUUCAGUAUUUCAUGAUGUGGAAAUGGAGGAAAAAGAAUGUUCUCUGAGUCAUCACAGUGAGAAGCUCGCUAUUGCAUUUGGACUCAUUAAAGGGAGACCGGGACAUCCUAUACGGGUUAUGAAGAACUUGAGAACCUGUGAUGAUUGCCACGCUUUCUCCAAGUUUGUUUCCAGUCUUACUUCGACAGAAAUCAUCAUGCGAGACAAGAACAGGUUUCACCACUUCAGGAAUGGUGUCUGCUCUUGCAAAGAGUUCUGGUGACUUCACUUACUGGUGCUCUUAUUAUUAAAAGAGGUCUGAUGAGAAAUGCAUCCACAGAUUUUAAAUGUAUCUGAAGCUUUGAAUAGUAUCAAAAGACCAGUUGAUCCAAAACCAAGUUCCUGAUCCACUAAACUUGCAUAUGGCAACAAAUCGUGAAGCUUUUGUUUAAUCUUCUGCACAAGUCAGAAGCCUGAAUAAGGUAGCUAAGUCAAUCACACUAUACUCAUUAAUGCUUGUUUGAUCUUUAAUUGCUCAUUAAUUAUAUCUAGAUCUAAUUAAACCUGACCACACGUUUUUGCCAACUAAUGGCUUUUGUAUCUUUCUUAGUAUAUUCCACUGAUUUAACAGGCCUUUGUAUUGUAUCUCUUAUGAUGUAAAAACAACUGAAAUUGAACCCUUUUUGCAGGAGAUAAAGAAGGGUCAAAAUUUGUGAAUAAGAAUUCAAUGUUGAUGUCAGUAAUUAGAUGCUGCUCUAUUGACACUGAUCAAAAACAGAGUUUGCCUCUGUUAAUGGUUUUCUCUGAGAGUUGAAAAGCAGAGACAUGGAAGAAGCAAGAAAUAGAAAAAAGUUCUCGUGAAAGACAGAGAGAGAGAGAGAUGGAGACAAAACAAAGAAGAGAGGUUAUCUCACUUGUCGUCAAGACAUUCCAAGCAAAAAGACUCUGCAACAACGGUAUCUUUUUUUGGUCAAUUUAGCAAAACUAAGGUAAUCAAUCCUCCCAUUAAAAGCUACUUGCUUUAACUAGUAAAAAACACUUUUUACAUUAGUAUCAUCAAAUUUGAUUUUUACUGUCUCAAUACACUUUCUCUUUCUCUCCUCUCAGAAAACAUAAAAUCGUUUUUUUUUUUCUUACCGGGGACAACGGCUAUUAAUACUGAACUGUCCACUGCACCAUCUCCAAGCAACAACAUGGCUUGAAUUUUGAAAAAUAAUGUGCAAUUUUUCAUUAAUAAAAUUAAAAAUAUGAGCAGAGAGAAGAGAAGAGAACAAUCAAAGCAUUGGAGGAGGUUAGAUAAAUAAAUUAACUUUCACAGUACAGAUAUAUGAGAAGGUUCUCCCAGGAAUCAAGGGUCAAGAUCAUUUGAUAAGACCCAUAAGAUAAGGAAACACAAAUCUAAUUCCAUUGAACAAUAAAAAUCUUUAUUCAUCUUCUCCUCUUUCUACUUCUUCUUCUUCUUCUUCUU